AUGGCCCAAGUGGCGCAGCUGCCAUCCUUCGGCAGCGGCGCUCUGCGGCAGAGCAGCUUCGAAAGGCCCCGCUCGCUGUCACAGGAAGAGGAGGAAACCGUCGACGUCUCGGUCAGACCCACAAUCGGCGGUGAUGAGGACGCCGACAGGGAAGUGCGGAUCCCUUGCCCCGACGCCAUCGGGCUGGGCUGCGAUAUCGCCCGCCUGCUCCUCGACUUUGGCCUGCGCAUCAUUUGA
Molecule: messenger RNA, 237 nt
Organism: Coccomyxa subellipsoidea C-169
Lineage: Eukaryota; Viridiplantae; Chlorophyta; Trebouxiophyceae; Coccomyxaceae
Exons: 2
Coding region: 1-237 (78 amino acids)
Source: RefSeq, a predicted model, not a curated record